AACCUAAUAGUGAUAAUCUGUUUUAUGAGUUAAUGAACCUAAGUAGCUAGGUUGCAUUAGUUGCUCCCAACCGACCAAUGGCAAGUCAGUGUCAUCGGAUACCAAAUUGCAUUGGUUGGCAUGUAAUGGACGUGACCUUUUGGUUUAAACUAAUAUGUAUAGUGGCAGCCCCCCUUGCAGCAUCCAUCCGUCUGUGACCAGCUGAUCUAUCAUGGCGCAAUUAAGUAAUAAUUCGACACCAGCUAUGCUGCUGGUGCUCCUGCUGUUACGUACCACAUCCCUAACCCUAACACACCAAAUUCAGGCGACCAAAGCUUAUUGUAUUCACUCCCCUUCUUUAAUACACGAGCGAAAAUGCCCCAGUUGCCUUCAAUGCACCCCCAACUUCCUCUUUUAUUUCCAACCUCCCCUCCAUUUACUAUCCCCCUUUUUAACAUCUCCAAAUUUUACUUUCUAUUCCUCAAAAAUCCUUCUCCAUUUGCUCAACUUUUUCUUCAUAGUUUUGAAACAGUGAGGGAGAGAGCUUUGAAACAAACAUGGAUGGAGUUGGGAGCAAUGUGAAGGUGGUAGAGAGUUCAAGGAGAGUUAGAUACUGUGACGGGGUAUUGAGGCUCCUGGGGCUGCUCCUUACGUUGGUAGCAGCAAUUGUGACGGGAACUAACAGGGAGACAAAGACUAUUUCUAUCAGUAUUUCCAAAACUUUGCCCACCUUGCACGUCCCUGUUACUGCUAAGUGGCAAUACAUGUCUGCCUUUGUGUACUUCCUCGUAUCAAAUGCCAUAGCAUUUUCAUACGCAGCAGCAUCUCUGGUAGCAUCUAUGGCAGUCCGUAAUUCCAAAGACAAGACAGCAAUAGUUCUCGUCAUUCUCGACAUGGCCAUAAUGGGGUUAUUGUUCUCUGCUAAUGGGGCAGCAAUUGCUGUUGGGAUCUUAGGCCACGAUGGUAACUCGCAUGCACAGUGGAAGAAGGUGUGCAAUUUGUUCGGUGGCUUCUGUCAUCAAAUGACUGCUGCUAUAAUCUUAUCGUUGGUUGGAUCGUUGGUUUUCUUUUGGCUGGUAGCACUAGCCAUUCUCAACCUGCACAAGAAACCACGGUAG
Molecule: messenger RNA, 1097 nt
Organism: Durio zibethinus
Lineage: Eukaryota; Viridiplantae; Streptophyta; Magnoliopsida; Malvales; Malvaceae
Product: CASP-like protein 1E1
Source: RefSeq, a predicted model, not a curated record